Messenger RNA from Pipistrellus kuhlii (Kuhl's pipistrelle), 6452 nucleotides. RefSeq names its product Cdc42 guanine nucleotide exchange factor 9 (gene ARHGEF9). Gene Ontology annotation, molecular function: guanyl-nucleotide exchange factor activity; protein binding. The record is from RefSeq and is a predicted model, not a curated record. Lineage: Eukaryota; Metazoa; Chordata; Mammalia; Chiroptera; Vespertilionidae. The transcript is spliced from 12 exons. The coding region runs from base 111 to 3317 and encodes 1068 amino acids.
CCUUCUCUGAGCUGGUGCCCAAGGGUUACCUGACUCAGAUCCUCCAAAGCUGCCCUGAGGUAGAAGGCCUGGCUGGGGAUGUGGAGCUGGAGGAUUCUGAACAGUAUGACAUGAGUCCCAGGGAUGAGAGUGGUCAAGACAAAAAGAAAAACAAAGUCAGCAAGAUCUGGAAUUUUGUGAGUCGCAGAAAAGGGCCUUCCUGUCAGGGGAAGCGACCCCAGUCCAUGAUUUUAUUGAGAGACACUUCUAAGUCAUCAGAGUUGAAACCUAAAGUCACGUUAAUGGAUCGGAUGAAGUCUGUUAAGAGAUUGAAGCCUUCAAUUGGGUCCUCUAAAAAUACUGCUCCUAGGAGUAGCAAGCCCCAGGAACCCCAGGAGUCCUCAAGUAGUUAUAAUGUGAGGAAGGCUGAGCAGACCCCAAAGCCCCUCCGCCAUUCCUAUGCAGGCCACAUUGAGGUCCUGGAGCCCUUCCUUCCGGAGGUACAGAGGCUUGUACACACUCCCAAUAGGGAAAACCAGAAAGUGUGGACCUUCAAAGACUCUGGUAUUCAAGUGGAAGAAGAUCCUUGUGAGAAAGAGGCUCCUGAGCAGCCUAGCAGCAGAAGCGGCAGGUGGACUAGGAGCUACCUGAAAAACAUGUUCCCUGGGGACCGUGAGGCUCUACAAAUAUCAGCCAGAAACUCCAGAAUUCAGGAACUCAAGGUCACCAUAAAGGGCUCCAAGUUGGAAGGGAACGUGGAAGGAGGCUACGAGGAAAGUCCUGGGCACCUGCGCCGAGACAAGGCUGCACCUUUUGGUGGUGUUGUCAAGUUUUUCAGCAAUAUGGCUGAGGUGGCCCGCAAAUGGCGGGCAUUCUCCCGGGAAGAGUCCCAGAUGGGCUCCCAACGUCGCUGCCACCAACGCCACGAGGCCUACUUGGUCCAUGAUGGCCAAGGCUUCAUCUUGAAGCGUGCUGCUUCCCAGGACUACUCCAAGGUCAACUUGCCCUUCAGACCCCCUGAUGCUGCACCAUGUGGCAGUGCCAUUGGAAGGCAGCAGCACGGCCACCUCAAUGCCUCACAGGCCUCAUGUACUUUUCAAAUGAACAUUGAAGGCAAGAAGAUGCCAGGUCAAGCUUUGAAAGAUCCCUGUUCUACUGCUGCCUUGGCUUGGAUGUUAACCUCCACUGCCUUUGAAUUCCAGAAUGAUCCCACGUCACAGAAAGGCUACAGCUGCCAUGACAACUGUGCCUUCACCAGGGAGCACUGCUCCUCUGAAGAGCUUGAGGAAGAUUCUGAGACUGUAGUCAGCUUCCUCAAAAAAGAUGACAAUGCUGGAGAGUCCCCUCAGCUCAGCACCUGCUCCAGGAGGACUGCCACUCAAGCUGUUGUGGAGAAGCUAGAGGAGAACCUCAGCAAGAUGGAAGAGCAAGAGGCCAGAAGGGGCCCUACAAGGUCCAGUCAGGCAGGGAAGCCCCACAAGUCUGAUUUGGGUAUGGAUUCAGCAGAUACAGAAAGUGAAGCCAGCAAGGCCUGCUCUGGAGUUCCCAAUAUUCAGGCUUUCUUACCCCCAGAUGAACCAUCACCAAAAAAUCUACCCCUCAAAGUCCUCCUGGCAAAAUGUCAAUCUCUGCCUAUCUCAUGGAAUGUUCCUUUGGAGUUGGAUCAGAUGUACUGGAGGAGACCCAAGAAGCUUUGCACAGGUAACUUGGACCGGAGUUCCAAGACACUAGAAACCUGCAAGAACAUUGGUGGACACUGGAAGCCCCAGGGACCAGGAAACAAGCAAGUCAAUGAACUGAUCACUGGAGAUUCCAUCGUUAGUGCUGAGGCAGUAUGGGAUCACGUCACCAUGGCCAACCGGGAGUUGGCAUUUAAGGCUGGCGACGUCAUCAAAGUCUUGGAUGCUUCCAACAAGGAUUGGUGGUGGGGCCAGAUCGACGAUGAGGAGGGAUGGUUUCCUGCCAGCUUUGUGAGGCUCUGGGUGAACCAAGAGGAUGGGGUAGAGGAAGGGCCCAGUGAUGUGCAGAAUGGGCACCUGGACCCCAACUCAGACUGCCUCUGUCUGGGCCGGCCACUACAGAACCGAGAUCAGAUGCGGGCCAAUGUCAUCAAUGAAAUCAUGAGUACUGAGCGUCAUUAUAUCAAGCAUCUCAAGGACAUUUGUGAGGGCUACCUGAAGCAAUGCCGAAAGAGAAGGGACAUGUUCAGUGAUGAGCAAUUGAAGAUCAUCUUUGGGAACAUUGAAGACAUCUACAGGUUUCAGAUGGGCUUUGUGAGAGACCUGGAGAAACAGUACAACAAUGAUGACCCCCACCUCAGUGAGAUAGGACCCUGCUUCCUGGAACAUCAAGAUGGAUUCUGGAUAUACUCUGAAUACUGUAACAACCAUCUGGAUGCCUGCAUGGAGCUCUCCAAACUGAUGAAGGACAGCCGCUAUCAGCACUUCUUUGAGGCCUGUCGCCUCUUGCAGCAGAUGAUCGACAUAGCUAUUGAUGGUUUCCUUCUGACUCCAGUCCAGAAAAUCUGCAAGUAUCCCUUACAGUUGGCUGAGCUCCUCAAGUAUACUGCCCAGGACCAUAGUGACUACAGAUAUGUGGCAGCUGCUUUGGCUGUCAUGAGAAAUGUGACUCAGCAGAUCAAUGAACGCAAGCGGCGUUUGGAGAAUAUUGACAAGAUUGCCCAGUGGCAGGCCUCUGUCCUAGACUGGGAGGGUGAGGACAUCCUAGACAGGAGCUCGGAGCUGAUCUACACUGGGGAGAUGGCCUGGAUCUACCAGCCCUAUGGCCGCAACCAGCAGCGGGUCUUCUUCCUGUUUGACCACCAGAUGGUCCUCUGCAAGAAGGACCUGAUUCGGAGAGACAUCCUAUAUUACAAAGGCCGCAUUGACAUGGAUAAAUAUGAGGUAAUAGACAUUGAAGAUGGCAGAGAUGAUGACUUUAAUGUCAGCAUGAAGAAUGCCUUUAAACUUCACAACAAGGAGACUGAGGAAGUGCACCUAUUCUUUGCCAAGAAGCUGGAGGAGAAGAUACGCUGGCUCAGGGCUUUCAGAGAAGAGAGGAAAAUGGUACAGGAAGAUGAAAAAAUUGGCUUUGAAAUUUCUGAAAAUCAGAAGAGGCAGGCUGCAAUGACUGUGAGAAAAGUCUCUAAACAAAAAGGUGUCAACUCUGCCCGCUCAGUUCCUCCUUCCUACCCACCACCGCAAGACCCAUUAAACCAGGGCCAGUACCUGGUCCCAGAUGGCAUCGCUCAGUCACAGGUCUUUGAGUUCGCCGAACCCAAGCGCAGCCAGUCACCAUUCUGGCAAAACUUCAGCAGGUUAACCCCCUUCAAAAAAUAGUACCUACAGGGAGGCAGAUAAUUUUAAAAUAAAGUAAAUAAAAUUAUAUUUAUAGAUGGACCUUUUUUCGGAGAAGCACUGUUGAAAUUUAUAAAUAUAUAUAUGGACAUAUACACACACAGAGAGACCCUUGAGUGUACACACACACACACACACACACACACACACACACACUGAGAGAGAGAGAGAGAGAGAGAGAGAGAGAGAGAGAGAGAGAGAGAGAGAGAGAGAGAGACCAAAAACAUUUCCUGUUCUUUGGGGGAAGUGAAAUCUAUAGUUGGUAGGAAGAGGUACCAAUGACUUCUAAACAUGUGAUCCCUUCUUAAAAGUUUUUUGUUCUUGCUCUAUCCCCUUCCCUUUACUUUCAGAAAGUGACAUUUCUAUUUGUUCAUUUUCUUGUUGAGAUAAUCUCUUUACUCCCCUGAGUGAUUCAUUAACUUGUCAUUAUUACCAUAGAUGUGUUUAUAUUGUGUGUGUUUUUUUCUGUCCUGAUGAUACUGAUGCUGAUGACUUUUUAUUUAAUUUAAUGUGGUGGGUUUGGGAGUUUAGAAUUGUUUUUACUUUUACUUUUUGCUAUUGUAGAUAAAGGGAGGGUCCCCUUUCUCCUCUCCUUCAGCUGACCAUCUAUCUUCAAAUGUUUCUGCAGCCCUGUAGUUGCCCCAAACAGCCUUUCCCUGCAUCUUCUGUUCUAGGUGUGUGAGUCUGGAUGUACUCUGCUGUGCCCUGUGACAUAACUACUCAAUAACCCUAUUGUUUUCAAUGUGUUUUAGGUAUUGUAGAGGGAUCAAAACCAAACAUAAGAAAGGACAUGUCAGAGUAUAAUGAUGUAGGAGAAGACUUCUGUUCAGGGAACAUUCUGCAUUUGGGCUAUUUCUUCUCCUAGUACUGGGGUUUUCCAUGUUGCAGCACUGCUGAGUCAUGACGGUUUUGUAUCUGGGAUUUAGUUUCACAAAUUAUUCUGUUUUCAAAAUGCUUUGGUUAUGGUUUUCCUUCUAAGCCUGUCCCUCUCCUACCCUAAAAGAUCUGAACUAGAAGCAAACAGGCUAAAACUCUGCCUCCCAUGGAAGGGAUUCAAUUGUCUUCAGUAGCAAAUAGAUUUAAGAAAGGGCUCCCCACUGCAACCAUUUCCAGGGCAUGUUCAUCCCAGUUUCUAUUUGAAGAUUGUUUAUGCAGCAUUUAUAGGAUAAAGGGAUAAAGACAGAGUCUACCUAACCUUGCCAAGAUCAUCAACUGCCUGUAAAUUAUUUACCUAGAGAAGAACCAAUGCUGAACAGCAACCUCUUUCAGGAAAAAACAAACAUGGAUGGGUAUGGAAAUAGACAUCCUUGGCCUAAAAUAUGUACCUGCAGUUCUUACCAUUCAAGUUAUUUGAGACUUCCUUCAUUAUUAGCAGAUUGCAUGGACAAUCUUCCACUCUUUUCUUCCCCUCUUCCUAUCCUUCUUUUUCCUGCUCUAUUGGCACCAGAGAAUUGGUGGCAUGCCGUAGUUAAAGUACUUUGGCACUUGAAGAAGGCCCCAUUUCCAACAUUGUCCCAUCUCAGGACAUUUGAGGCAAAUAAGUAAGGAUUCCAGGGGGAUUUUUCCCUAUGAAAAAAAGGAUCUGAGACAGAGAUCCCAUACUUAGUCUCACUUUGGGGCAGGAUUUACAUGGUGGUAAAACUAACUUCUCCCAGAAAGAGUUCCCUGUGGGUACAGGAGUACUUGCUUCUCCUCACCACAUGGCCCCUUGGGUGGAUAGACAUUGAAAAGCAAGAAUAAUAGAGUAAAAAGAAGUAAGGAUUGGCCUUGCUAUGGAGAACCACUCUAGUGAGGAAUCUGGAAAUUAUGAGUCUGUUCAGAACCCCUAGGGAGAAGACUGCGUCAUGAAAGGACCCCAGCUUACUAAGCAGCAACCAUGGCUGCAUGGGGCCCUCAGUGUAGCUGGCUUGAUUGUUGCUCUAUGCCUCCUGACCCAGACCAGGCCCUACCCAGCCUGAGAAUUUUUAUUCUGUGGGAAUCAAACUACAAGUUGUUUUAGCUACUUCCAAGAAAGACUUGUGGAAUGAGCCAAUGAUAAGCUUGAGCUGGGCAGAGGCCAGGGCUUGGGACUGGUCACCACUCCUCAGUACAUGACCUAGCUACUUAAAUCCCCUUGGCAAGGAACCUGGUACCUAAUGCAUAAGAGAAAAAGACCUUUCUGGCAAGCAGAAUGUGUUUUAAUGACUGGGUAGGCCUUCCUUGAACAUACAUUUUUUCCUAGUUGCCAUUCCUCCUCACUACACUUGACACUGACAUGUUUCUCUAGGGUCCUGGAGCUCACCAAGAGAGGAUGCUUAGAUAAAUCCCUGGGCCUACAAUAUUUCUUGGCCAAACCCCCUUGUCCUUGUGCUCCCCAAGACCUGUACCCAGAGCUCCAGGAUCAGGGAUAUUGCCUCUCACCACCCACCUCCCAUCCAUCUAUCUCUCAUCCACCCCACCCACUGGCUUCACCAGAUGCCAAUGACUUGUGGAAACAUCAACAAAUCAGUUUCCCCUUGGUUGUAGUGUUCCCCCAGCCUAUGGCAGCAAAUCAAACCAGUGGCCAGCAGCCCCAAUGGGCCAUUAUCUGGGCUCAUAGUCCAGUCCUAUUUUGUGUCCUCACAGCAGUGCUAUCCAUAAGAACUCUGUAAAUCUUUGUUUCUGCAUGGCCCUGAGCUCCCUUUUCCUCAACUCAAUGAGGCCUGGAUUUGCUCUUCAAAAGGCUUUGCUAUUGUGUUCUAUGGGCCCUGCUGUGGGAUUGUCCUCACACAGAAACUCAACUCCUCUUUCUCUCUCCCCCUCCCCAUUCUCUCUAUUGUGUAUAUCUCUAAUGGAUUUAUAAGAACAGCAACAAGAGAGUUCUAACAGUUCUAGUGUAAAGCCAAAUAGUGAUAUUUUAGUGCUUUGGGAAUGGGGUGGGCUGGGGUGGUUGGAUGGGCAACAGUGAUUUUGAUUACCCCUGCUGCUCUGCAUUUGCCAGUUUAUUUUGUUUCUCCUAAUUGACUAUUUGACCCUGUCAAACAAAUGUCAAAAUUGUGUGUUUUAAAAAAAAAUGUUUAACAACAAAACUAUGAUGUUGUAAUGACACAAAGCCUUAUGAAAAUAUUUAUGGAGUUCAAUAAAAGAAGUAAAAAGACA